Heterobasidion irregulare TC 32-1 is the source of this 834-nucleotide messenger RNA. RefSeq lists its product as uncharacterized. The transcript has a single exon. Lineage: Eukaryota; Fungi; Basidiomycota; Agaricomycetes; Russulales; Bondarzewiaceae. The coding region runs from base 55 to 423 and encodes 122 amino acids. The record is from RefSeq and is a predicted model, not a curated record.
CCGCAGACUCCCCGCAGCCACCGGCCUCAGACCCCGCACGCUCCACAGGCGCGUAUGCAGGGGGGAAACGCGGGGCACCGUGGCCGGCGGGCUAGCGCGAGCGAUGGGGUGUCGAUCACGAUGUUGAGCGUGUCCGACCAGCCCCAGUACAAACCCAAGCCCCAGUCGGCCCCUCACCGGCGUAAGAUGCAUCCGCCGCUCCCUCGUGUCCCCGCUCGAGCCGAGGCCCCCCUUCAGUCGCACGCACAUGCACAGAGCGAGACCUACGCCCAAUCACAGAAGCAGACGCACAGCCGGAACGCGAGCUCGGCGGUGUCUGCGUCGGGCGCGCGCGCGCCGCAUGGCGAGACUUGGGUCGGGCAGUGGAAUCGCGCGGAUAUUGGUCAAGUGCAGAAGGAGUUGCGACGCAUGCGGUUGCGAUGAGCAGACGAUGAAUGCGCGCAUUCAGGUCGUUGUUGCCGAUGCCCAGCGCGCGCUUCGGUCGCGCGCUGGUCUCUUUGACCGCUUUGAAAAUUUUCCACUUUUUCACUUCUGCUUUUCAGGUGCAUAUAUUCCCGAUUUUUCUCUCUGAAUCUUGUUUCCCCUUAAUCUUAUCCCACUACCUAUUGGCGAUGUGCGUGUCUCCACUUGUAUACUUAAUGGCGCCCACCCUCGCGUUGGCCGAUGCCUUGCUCUGUAGCGUCGUAGAACACUCGAUAUCCAGCACUCAUACAUACCUACCUCGCUGUAUUUACUUGCUCUCGCGGACUUUUUGUAUCGGAAUUGGAAUCUAAAACGACAUUGUUGUUCAUGUAUAUCAUUGUAGCAACGCGACCUUGUUUUCUCUUUUCUGGG